Messenger RNA from Frankliniella occidentalis (western flower thrips), 1862 nucleotides. Its product is annotated as death-associated inhibitor of apoptosis 1. Gene Ontology annotation, biological process: regulation of cell cycle. Bases 175 to 1305 code for a protein of 376 amino acids. Gene Ontology annotation, cellular component: spindle microtubule; cytoplasm; nucleus. The transcript is spliced from 4 exons. NCBI's taxonomy places the organism in Eukaryota, Metazoa, Arthropoda, Insecta, Thysanoptera, Thripidae. The record is from RefSeq and is a predicted model, not a curated record.
UGAGGCUUGAGGGAGCCGUCGCCGUUGGUCGCCGUCCGGUCAGGGGCUAUAGUGGCGGUGGAAAAUUGCGAGUCGCGAGUCGCAAUAAAUUCAGCUCGCAAGGUCAAACACACUCUGGAUAGUUCAAUUCAGUUCAAGUAGUAUUGCCAAGAACGACAAGCAAACGAAUGAAACAUGGCAGAUUCAGUUGAGGCUGAGGCAUCCAAUAUGCCGCCUAAUCCCAAAGGAGCAGCUUUAGUCAGUUUAUUACCAGAAAUAAGCCAUCACCACCCGGCGCCACGACCAACAUCUCUUCUAUCUUUAAGGACGUCCAAUUUUAGAAGUGAGAAGGAACGUUUGGAGUCCUUUGCCGGCUUCCCAUCUCGUGCCAUGAAUGUAAGGCAGUUGGCUGCAGCGGGGUUUUGGUACACUAAGUGUGAGGACAUUGUGCGAUGUGCCUUUUGCAAUGUGGAAGUUGGACGGUGGGAAGAGGGAGAUGAUCCCAUUGAGGAACACAAGAAGUGGUCGAAAAAUUGCAGUUUCUUGAAACAUAUGAAAGUUGGCAAUAUCCCCAUUGACCCUUCAAAUCCCCCUCCUCUUCCUCCAGUGGAACGUGGUGGAUAUGAUGAGUGUGGUAUCUACAACAUAAAGAAGUCUGACAACUGUCCUGUGAUACCAUCUCUGGAAAAACUAGGAAUCCAAAAAAGGUACAACCCUGCACAUCCGGCAUAUGCAACGUUAGAUGCCCGGAUAGAGUCCUACGAAAGUUGGCCAAUUGGCCUGAAAUUGAGACCUCAAGAACUUGCUGAGGCUGGUUUCUUUUUCACUGGUCUUGGUGACAAAACCAUGUGUUUCCAAUGUGGAGGCGGCCUGAAAGAUUGGGCUGAAACUGAUGAUCCUUGGCGAGAGCAUGCCCUUCGUUUUUCAAGGUGUAGCCAUGUAGUACAAACAAAGGGACAAGACUUUAUCGCUGAGGUCCUGGGCAAAAGACCAGCAACUCUAACCCCAGAGGAGAUUCGAGCUCUGGCCAUACCCAAGGAGUAUUUGAAUGUUGUGCAACAGCACCCUUUGCCAGAGGAAACAUCAGAGGCUAGCUCAAGCAGCAGUGUUUCUGAAGAAUCAAACAAACCACAAGAGGUGUCUAAAACACCAACCAAAUCAAUAGACGAUGCUGGAGCGUGCAAAAUAUGUUUCUCUGAGGAGAUAGGUGUUGCCUUUCUUCCCUGCGGGCAUUUAGUAAGUUGUGUAAAAUGUGUACCGUCACUAGAAACAUGUGCGGUGUGUAGAGAGCCCAUUUCGGCCACUGUUAGAGUUUACUGGUCUUAAAAUUUGUAUAUAUUAUAUAUUUUAAAAUUAUUCAAAAGUUUAUUCCCUAAAUUGAAUCCAUUUUCAUGAAACUGUAAACAAUAUCUUCUAAGUCUCAUGCAAACAACUUCUCUGAGGUUUUUAAUGUAAGAUAAGAGGUCCAUUCAAAAGGUUCCAAAAGUAAAAUGAGAAAUGAGUAAAUAACAUUAGGAAUCACAAGCAACAUAUAGAUUAAAAUGAGAGUCUAAAACGAACAGGAUAUAGUUCUUCCAGUGCAAAUCAGUGGAAAAACUCCCUGAGAUCAUUUAGAGGGGUUGUGGUGCUUUCACAUACACCCAACCGAGGCCCGAUGCCAAAGAAUUAUUGAGAAAGUAACGUUUUGAUGUACACAUUGUUUGUCUUUGGACAAAACUUCUGCACGUAAUUCUUGUAAUCGUUCUUGUAAUGCUUUAGCCUGAGCUUCAGAAGGUACUUCAGCACAUACCUUUUUACAUUUUUGAAGAAAAUCCUUCAUAAUUUGCUCAGCUUCCUGUAAAAGGCAAAGCCACAGAAUAAAAUUACUGUCACCAUAAAAUUAA